GUGAAAAAAAGUUGUAAACAUAUAUAUAUACAGGACACGACAAGACGAGGACAAAAGACGUCUGAACUGCUAUGCCAUCUCGGGACGAGAUUAUUAACAUGCAUGGGGCUCAUUCAAAAGUUCCAUAAGCAAAGGCUGUGCUCAGGUAUUUCAGAAGACUAUUGGAUUUUGGCAUGUGGCCUCCUGGUUCGGAUAUCAAACUGUGUGGCUUGUGGCUUGGUCUUGUGGCUCCCUGUUUAACCACCUGAGACAGUCAGACAGAUUUCGCCUACUGUAAGCAAGGGGAAUACUGACACCUAGUGAAGGUAAAAUAGAACUAGAGGGAUAUUUUACAGUUCUCCAUUACCUUGUACAGUAAGUAUAUCAAUAACGUGGGUGUUACACUGUUUUUAACGCAGAAUGUCAACAGUGAGACAUAGGUUGACUGAAAUUAAAGCUCCUUAACCCGAUGUUUAUUUAUCUUGCCCUGUCACCCUACCUCAUCUCUCAGAUCCAAAGGCCCAUGAGUGAUCCAAUGACAUUAUUUAUACUUAGGAUUUAUAAAUAGGAUGACACAACCGUAUGAAUGAAACAGCAUAGCAACGGAGUGUGUACUGAUCAGAUCACCCACACAGCGGUAAACAGACAGAUAAAUGUAAUGUUAUUGUAAGCAGUAUUGACUCCUCAACUGUUGGGUGUGGUCACUAAGCGAACAUAAUACCACUACAGGUGAGGUGACAGUUGCCUCUGACAUCAUCCCCAAGUGAGGAAACACAGGUAACUAACAGUAACACACCUUUGGGAAAAGGUGAUGCUACAGUAUUCUCAGUUGGAUGACGACACCUAUCUACCUGGUUUGGAUAAACAGGUAGGUUGUUAGGCAUUAUUGAAUUCUGUCAGGAUCUGCCCUUAGCUUGGCUCCCCAACACAGCAUCAUGGAAGGAUAGCAACACGUUGUCAUCUGACUAUAAAAACUUGGCAGAUGAGUGAUUGCCUUUAGGGGCAGAGUUUCCUGAACAAAUCCGUCAAUGAAAGUAAUCAGCAGAUGUCAUCUACUGUAUGUACCUGUAUGUGCUCUAUCACUGUCUUUACAUCAUAGAAAUUAGUCAACCAACAGACAGCAAUGACGGCUUUCUAAUAAUUUAUCUUGCUCUAAAUUAAUGAAUUAAUGAGUGAACGAACAACUCGUAAAUCGUCACAUAAAAUGAAAUGUUAUUUGCCACUUGCGCCGAAUAAAAAAGGUGUAGACUUUACCGUGAAAUGCUUGCUUACGAAAAAAUAAUAAUAAAAUAAAAAAUAUAGUAACACAAGGGGAAUAAAAUGCACAAGAAUGGAGCCAUUUACAGGGAGAACCAGUACCAAAUCAAUGUGCAGGGGCACGAGGUAUGAGGUAGAUACACUAGAUGAACAAAAGUAUGUGGACACCUGCUUGUCGAAAAAAAUGGGCAUUAAUAUGGUGUUGCCACUGCCCCUUUGCUGCUAUAACAGCCUCCAGUCCUCUGGGAAGGCUUUCCACUAGUCUUUGGAAAGUUGCUGUGGAGACUUCCUUCCAUUCAGCCACAAGGGCAUUACUGAGGUCGGGCACUAACAUUGGGCGAUUAGGCCUGGCUCUCAAACGGCAUUACAAUUCAUCAAAAAGGCGUUCGAUGGGGUUGAGGUCAGGGGUCUGUGCAGGAAAGUCAAGUUCUUCCACACUGAUCUCUACAAACCAUUUAUGUAUGGGCCUCGCUUUGUGCAAUGGGGCAUUGUCAUGAUGAACAGGAAAGGGCCUUCCCCAAACUGUUGCCACAAAGUUGAAAGCCUAGAAUAUCAUUGUUGCUGUAAGGUUAAGAUCUUCCCUUCACUGGAACUAAAAGGCCUAACCCAAAUGAUAAAAAAGCCCCAGACCAUUAUGCCUCCUCCACCAAACUUUACAGUUGGCAAUAUGCAUCUAGGCAGGUAGCGUUCUCCUGGCAUCCGCCAAACCCAGAUUAGUCCGUCUGACUGUCAGAUCGUGAAGCGUGAUUCUUUACUCCAGAGAAGGCGUUUCCACUGCUCCAGAGUCCAAUGGCGGCAAGCUUUACACCACUCAGCUGACGCUUAGCAUUGUGCAUGGUGAUCUUAGGCUUGUGUGCGGCUGUUCGGCCAUGGAAACCUAUUUCAUAAAGCUCCCGACAAACAGUUAUUGUGCUGACAUUGCUUCCAGAGGCAGUUUGGAACUCGGUAGUAAGUGUAUCAAACGAAGACAGGCGAUUUUUACGCGCUUCAGCACUCUGCGAUCGCGUUCUGUGAGAGUAUGUGGCCUACCACUUUGUGGCUGAAAUUUGACAAACUGACUUGUUGGAAAGGUGGCAUCCUAUGACAAUGCCACAUUGAAAGUCACUGAGUUCUUCAGUACGGGCCAUUCUACUGCCAAUGUUUGUCUAUGAGUGAGAGUGUCAGUGUAGUGUGUGUGAGUGAGUUUCUAUAUACUGUGUAUGUAUAUAGGAGUGUGAGUGUGCAUAGAGUAGGUGGGAAAUAGACCCAGUGCAGAUAGUCCGGGUAACCAUUUAAUUUAUUUAGCAGUCUUAUGGCUUGGGGGUAGAAGCUGUCUCGUAGCCAGUUGGUCAAAGAGCUGAUGUUUCAUAAAUAUAUGGUUCUUACAGCCGUCUAACCUGCUGUUUUGUUGAUUUUGACUAAUAUAUCCCCAUGGUCAUCUAGUUUAGUGGUGAUAAGAAUAAGAAUGCCUUAGUAUAUUGAAUCCUGAGCAGUGAUUGGCCCAUUGCCAGGAAGGAGAGAACAGUGAUUCACCCGUAGCCAGGAAGGAGUGAGGAUGGGAUUUCCUGUUGGCUCCUUUGUAGUGUCAGACAGAUACAGGGCCCAGUGUGCCUCGGGUGUCAGUCCUGCAGUGUCUACAGUACCCCACCUGCUAUAAGACCAAGGCCAGACAGUAGCCUGCACUAUAGGCCAGACAGUACUCUCAGUACCCUCCACUGAUUAAAAGAGAUUAGAGAAGAGAUGGCACUGACAUUGACUGAGAAUAUCAUUUUGUAGGUCUAUUGAGGCUGUUUUUUAAUCAGGGAUCCAUUUAUGUGGGCUUAGGAAGUAAUAAGGGUCCUUUGUUUCUGAAAUUAGUUUUUUCAUGUGGUUUUUAUGAUUAAAAAAUAGGCUAAAGGCACAGAUACUUUACAUCCUGUGGAUUGACUAUCAGAGGAUGUCUCGUUCUGAUAUGUUUAUGAGUGUCAGAUGCCUGUGCUGUCGGUGGCCUUAAUUAAAGAUGGAUGCUGCAAUGUUAGGGAUUUUUUGGUCAGUUUUCCAAAAUGAUUAACUGGUCUGUCUCCAUCCCUUCUCUCAUUCUAUGUUCUAGGAUGCUCUUUGAUCUCUCCUCUGGUUGUUUGUCUCUUUACGAUGUCAGUCACAACCAUCCCUCUCUCUCUCACUCUGAUGACAUCCCUCUUUUGAAGAAGGGGACAUUUUUGAAGCCACUGCUACUCCUUGAUAAGAAGUUGAAAUUCCACUGCAACAAGAAAAGGUCCUAAAACACAAAAAGUUACAUUUUCUCUCUGCCAUCAACACUCUCUCACACCUGAGCUAAGCCCACAUCACAACACAAAUCACCACUCUCCUCAAGACUUCAAAGUCCAUUUUGAAGUCAAAGACCACGGCCAGGUGAGAAAGGAAUCAACUCAUUAUUCAUCUUUUGAAACCAUUUAGUUUAAACCCAUGUAAUUUUGUGCCCCAAAGACAAACUACAAAGCCAUGAUCAAAUUAACUAUAAAGAGAGUUUGAUGUCACAGGUUCAUCUGUUGUGUUCUGCUGCCAGCCAGCCUCUCUUAAACCUCAAAGGCUGCCCGGCCUGUCGUAGGUGUAGACCAUGUCACACUGCCUCUGCCCACUUCCUCCUCGCUCCGAUAGCCAUCGACACACAGAGCCUGCGGGCCUAGUUAGUGCUCCUUUCUGUAUUUAAUUAAGAGUGCUGACAGGUCAGGAGCGUGAACGUCCUCAUGCGCCUCCUCCUGCCAUCCUCCUCCUCUCAGCUGCCCGAGACGCGGGUGGCUGCGUGUCAAAGUCCACUUUGUUCACCCACCAUAUUGGAUCUGCCAUGAAGCAUCCUGAGCCAAUGCCUGUCCCUACUGACCUGAGAAAUUGUCUAUGGAAUAAAGUCAAUGAAGACCAAGUCCUGCAAUGACUGUUGCUUGUGCCUACCUGUGUCUCUCUGUCUGUCUGCCUGCCAUGGAAAGAACUGGAGCAAAGAAAAGGUCAAGUUGUGCUAUUAAUACUGUACUGUUAUUUUGAACGAGAUGCUAUCUCUGAUCGACGACUCCCACCUAACUGUCUGAACGCAACUGCACUUGUUGAUGUACCACUCAGACAAUAACGAACACCCAGCGCCUUAGGCUAUACUCCACUCUGUCAGGCCGUCUCUAACCCACAGGCCUCUACCCCCCACAUCAACCAUGACCCAAUUACAUUGGGUACAAAACAUGUAUCAUAUUAACAAACAUGCACAAGUUUGAGGUACCCAGGCUCCAUUGAUAUUGAGUCUGUUCAAUGUCUUGCUUCUUCUGCAAACCAGCAGACAGUGGCCACUGGCCUUUGUAGCUCUGUGUUGCCAGAGAGAGAUAAAGAGGGCACUGCGUUAUCAAACUGUACACACAGAGCAUGGGCAGGGGGUUUCUCUCUAGGAGAGGGUGGAGUUAGUUAGCCUGAUUAUAAUGUUCCCAUGAAAACAGAAAUGCAGCUUGAAACUAUAAUGAUUCACUAAGCCUGGCCAUUUCCAUUUCUGUGGAAAGAGAUGGUGCUUUCUAUAUAGGCUCCCCUGCAGGGGGUUACAAAAGUGGUUAGUUGGGCGGCAGGUCAUUUAGUGGUUAGAGUGUUGGGCCAAUAACCAAAAAGUUGUUGGAUUAGCAAUGCACACUGGUUAGCAGUGCACACUAACCAAAGUUGCCAGGCGCACGGUGUUUCCUCCGACACAUUGGUGCGGCUGGCUUCCGUGUUGGAUGCGCGCUGUGAUAAGAAGCAGUGUGGCUUUGGUUGGGUUGUGUAUCGGAGGAUGCAUGACUUUCAACCUUCGUCUCUCCCGAACCCGUACAGGAGUUGUAGCGAUGAGACAAGAUAGUAGCUACUAAACAAUUGAAUACCACAAAAAAGGGGUAAAAAAUAGAAAAUAAAAUAUAUAUGCAUUUUAGAAGACAACAUUUUAACCCAAGCAAAUGACAGUUUGACAUAAUAAAGGACUUUUACAGGACUUUUACCAGAGAUUCAUAUUGGACAACUGUUUAAUCCCCUACCCAGUGUGGGGUCAUCAGGUCUACCCACAUACAGCCGUUUGAGUCCUGGGAAAACCCCCUCUACUAGAACAAGUUGGCUUUGUGAGAUAUACUGUAGCUUGACAGGUGAACAAGCCUGACUUUUCAGUUAGGGCUUAAAAAAAAAAAAUGAUGUUGUAGUAUUCAUCAUCAUAAGUUGUUGCCCUCCUCUUUCUCUUACCGAUCUCAUCUUCUUCCUCAUCAUCAACACCAUCAUCUCCACCAUCACCAAAACAAUUCCCAAAAACACAUCCCCCUGCAUCAGUACGAUGGGAAAGGUAGGUUCACUCUAAUCUGGAAUAAUGAUGCAAAUGAUUUUUUUUUAAACGUCCAGCCAAUAAUUUGCAUUUACACAAAGCAAAAAGACUGCCUCAGAGGCACUUCAAUGACUGGGUUAUCACAUCUGAACUUCUAUAGGACUGGCACAGAGUUAGAUUGUAAGGGGUUGAAGUUUGGUAUCAUGAACACUGUUCACUUCAACUCCUGGAUACAUUAAGAGAAUACCCUUUAAGAUCCUUGUGUGGAUAACUAGGCCUACAAGAUGGAAGCAGGUGCGCUCAUGGAGGAAUACUCCAAAAGAGUGUACCAGGGUGUCAGGGUCAAACACACUGUCAAAGACCUUCUGGCAGAGAAGAGGCAGAGACAGACAAGUGUUCCCAGGUUCAACCAGGCUGGGACAAGUAAUUCCCAGGCGGCCUUUGUGCAGAUGCCAGGAUCCCAUAUGCUUCCUGGUUACUAUAGCAUGAGGAGGCCCCCCUACCUGACUGACUCAGACUUCAGCCCGUCCACUAAACAGUACUCCUCAGAUCCCUACAGCUCAGCCCUGGGGGGAAAGGCCCUCUCCUUCGACCACACCUCCACUUACCCUGCCUAUAUUGACAGCUACUAUACACCCGAGUCAUUUGGGGACUACCGUGGUGCCACAGCCUUCUCUACCAGCGGAGGAUCCCUCUUCCCCACCUCGUCUCUACCUCAUCUGCUACCACCUCUCCCUGGGGAAUCAUCAAAUCUCCUCCUGAGAGACUCUUGGGAGCAGUCUGACGGACACUCAGUGAGCCAGGAUGAGGUCCCAGUGCCCAUCACAGCCACCUCUGGCCUGGCUUCACCUGACACUGACAGCCCCUCCCUCUAUCGGCUGAUACCUGGCCGUAGUGGAGGAUCCACCCUGUCCGGCUCCCAGCCCUACUCUCUACACCCCCUGGAAGAGGUGCACUACCCUGGUGCCUCGUACAGCCCCUCAUCCAGCUACCCCUCCAGUUACACAUAUUUGACAUCCCCGGGGGAGACUUCAGGGGUCAAGGUAUCACCUGUGCCCUCAGAGGACCCUGGCAGUGUAGCCGUCACCCUCAGUGAUGCCUCGUGGGCCAAGGAUGACGGGACUGGCUCUUGGUUGCCAUAUGAACCCAGGAAGGCCUAUUGAUACGCAUGGACACUGAAUGAGACACAAACUGACAUGUUGUUGUGGACAUUAAUGGAUAGCUACAGUACAGUUCAUUUCAGAGUCACUACCACAGAGAAUGUGGCUGAAUGUGGAUGUGGGUUUGUUAUACAAUAUAAUUAUAUACUUUGUAUUCCGUUUGACCUGUAUAUAAACAUUUAAUUGUGCAAAUGAUAAAAUACAGAUAUAAAUCUUUGAUUGGGA
Molecule: messenger RNA, 6888 nt
Organism: Oncorhynchus gorbuscha (pink salmon)
Lineage: Eukaryota; Metazoa; Chordata; Actinopteri; Salmoniformes; Salmonidae
Gene: pou2af2b
Product: linkage group 02 C11orf53 homolog
Exons: 5
Coding region: 5788-6666 (292 amino acids)
Molecular function (GO): POU domain binding; DNA binding
Source: RefSeq, a predicted model, not a curated record